Molecule: messenger RNA, 1338 nt
Organism: Ilyonectria robusta
Lineage: Eukaryota; Fungi; Ascomycota; Sordariomycetes; Hypocreales; Nectriaceae
Product: isoprenoid synthase domain-containing protein
Exons: 10
Coding region: 158-1246 (362 amino acids)
Source: RefSeq, a predicted model, not a curated record
GGCAGGGAUGCACCGAUUGCAAUCAUGGAUAAAUAGGGGUUCCCGUGUUUUGAGGCAAUAAAGCCUCAAGUGGCUCCAAGCGGAUUCCUUUCCGGAUUCCUUUUCAUCCUCUAAUCAAGUCAUUGGAAGUCAUUCUUGUGCACACUAACAAGCCAAGAUGGAGACAAUUGUGUUGAACGGAUCCCAUGUCCAGGGAAAGGGUAUAGUCGUGAACCAUACCCCAAAUGACGCCAAACCAGGCCUGCGCAUUCACUUCCCGGACAUGUUCUCAUCCAUAAUGGCUGCGGAUCCGGUUGUUAACGUUCAUUACGAUGAAGUCAAGGAAGAAUCCGCCGCAGCGAUCAAAGAAUUACUUCAAGUGAACACUGUCACAGCAGAGCAGUACGCCAAGGCUGACUUUGCUUUCCUUUGUGCAAUCUGGGUUCCUUACGCCGACAAGGAAGCACUGCGAACAUUGACUGAUUGGCAGUACUGGGCAUUUAUGUUCGAUGACCAAUUUGACGAAGGACGCCUCAAAGAUGAUCCAAUUCGAGCCAAAGAGGAAGUCGAAGAGAAUCUUGCAAUGUUGGAGAGCGACGAUACCGUGAACAGAGAUGAAAAGCCACUUCUAUUUCUUUUCCAGGAAAUAUGGCUGGCAUUCAAAAAGAGAUCAUCACUCGAACGGCAGGAACGCUUCAAAGAGUACCAUCGAAUAUGGUUCGAUGGGCUGCUGGAGCAAGUGGAUUCCAUCAAGCAAGAUUCAUGGUUCGACAUUGACAUCGAGGAAUACAUGGUUCGUCGCAGGAUUACGCUUGGGGGAUUGCCAAGUUUCGUCAUGGUGGAAUAUUGCUGCGAUAUUCAACUCUCGAGAGAGCACAUCGAUCAUCCAUCCAUCCAGGAAUGUAUGCGGAUUUCCAUAGAUCUGAUGAUUCUGUCAAACGAUAUUUUGUCGUUGCCGAAGGAUUUGGAACAAGGUGGUGACAUAAACCUCAUCUAUUUUCUGAAGCGUCAGGACCUUUCUGAACAGGCCGCUGUUGAUUUGAUUGGUCGCAAAAUCGAGAAGUGCUACGAGUCAUGGCACUUGGCACUGGCGAAACUUCCACCGUACGGGGAGGCCGUUGAUAAGGAACUCCUACGCUACAUCGACUGCUGUCGAAAUAUGGCAUUGGGCAAUCUUCACUGGAGCUUCAAAUCUGAGCGCUACUUCGGGAAGAAAGGGUCGGAGGUGAGGGAGGCGCGAUACUUUACUAUGCCUGUCAUAGCCUAGAUUCUUUGCCAUUUCUAGUCCGUUACAAAGCACAAAUGACCUUCCCUGGAUGUAUAUCCGUGAGCAAAGCAUAACAAAUCAACAUGUUGGCC